Molecule: messenger RNA, 568 nt
Organism: Carlito syrichta (Philippine tarsier)
Lineage: Eukaryota; Metazoa; Chordata; Mammalia; Primates; Tarsiidae
Product: small EDRK-rich factor 1
Exons: 3
Coding region: 75-263 (62 amino acids)
Source: RefSeq, a predicted model, not a curated record
CGACGGCUGCGGAGCUGGCCGCGAGCUGUUGCUCUUUCUAGUUGCUCCCUUCCAGGCUCCGUCCGGUGGUCGGCAUGGCCCGUGGAAAUCAACGAGAACUUGCCCGCCAGAAAAACAUGAAGAAAACCCAAGAAAUUAGCAAAGGAAAAAGAAAAGAGGAUAGCUUGACUACCUCUCAAAGAAAGCAGAGGGACUCUGAGAUCAUGCAGCAAAAGCAGAAGGCAGCUAAUGAGAAGAAGUCUAUGCAGACAAGAGAAAAAUGAUGACUGUCUAUGCAGAAAACCUGGGUGCUACUGCCAACUGUGUAUCAUAAGCUCGAAGAUCAAGAUUUUGUAGCAUGAACAGUCAUUACAUAUGUUAUAACUUAUCCUUGUAAAACUGUCUAUUUUAAACUUUACCUUUCAACUUGACUUUACGUGAUGUUUUAGAGCCUUUCUUCAAAGAAUAAAAUACUAACCAUACAUGUGACUUAUUGGUGAAUUUUAUUGUUGUUAGCAGUGAACAUUGAUAUAAUUUAUUAGGUAAGUAAUGUGAUCAUUCAAAUAAAUCUAGAAUUUUUUGUCAUCAA